Molecule: messenger RNA, 1940 nt
Organism: Centropristis striata (black sea bass)
Lineage: Eukaryota; Metazoa; Chordata; Actinopteri; Perciformes; Serranidae
Gene: pusl1
Product: pseudouridine synthase like 1
Exons: 9
Coding region: 383-1405 (340 amino acids)
Biological process (GO): tRNA pseudouridine synthesis
Molecular function (GO): pseudouridine synthase activity; RNA binding
Source: RefSeq, a predicted model, not a curated record
GGCUGGAUGACGACGACACACACCUCCUCUGUGGAUUAUGACGCUAUCAAAAAGCGACCGACCAGUGGCUCAGCCAUCAAGAAGAAUAACGUUCGUCCUGAAACUAUACAUUAAUGUUUCAACGCGUGCUUCAUUUAUAACACCUGCAGUGACCAUAGGUGUCACAUCUCCAAGUGCACACCUGCAGCACGACUGUCAAACAGACGGCCAGAGGCGGGAAUGCCCAUGUCGGUUAGCUUGAAUGAACUGGUGAAUAUCAGUGUUGACACAGGGCUCGUUGGAUACUUUAUCGAGUUAAGUUUAACAAUGAUAUGCUGAUGAAAGUGAUACACUAACCUGUUCUGUUAAUGCUUUAACGGAGACGCUGCACCUGUAGUCUCCAAUGUUCUUCCGGACUACAAAUAUAACUCCACACGGAAAUGCGUCUCGUGUCGAGGAUCUGCAUGCUGGUCUGUGUAGUCUGUCGCAUGUUGGUCACGUUUUAAAGAGUAUGAUCAAGAAGUGCCUAACACAAUCUGCAGAGACCAUGCACAACUGGGCACGUUAUCUAAUUUUCUUCCAGUACACUGGAACCAAAUACAGUGGUGUAGUGAAAGUGCCUCCACAUCAGCUGAAUAAGAAAGGAGUCCAGGACCACUUGGAGGAUGCAAUAAGGAGGCUCAAGCCAAUCAACCCGGUGCAUCUGUCCGUCUCCAGCAGGACUGACACAGGCGUCCACGCCCUCUCUAACUCCGCCCACUUUGACCUCCAUCGCAAGAACGAUAGGCCACCGUUUACUGAAGACGUUCUUGUCUUGGCUCUUAAUAAUCACCUCAGAGAAGAGCAGAUCAGGGUCACCCGUGCCCACCGCGUGCCUGAUGACUUCCAUGCCCGUUACCGUGCCCAGUCUCGGACCUACGUCUACCGCGUCGCCCUGGGAUUCUCCCACCACACUCUUCUUCCCCUCACAGAGAGCGAAUUGUGCUGGCACAUCCCCGACACGAAGCUGGACGUGGGAGCCAUGCGCGAGGCAGCCGCCCUGCUGGUCGGGAAUCACGACUUCAGCAGCUUCAGGGCAGUCAACUCCGACAUGCAUUUAAAAGACCCUGUGAAGACGUUGGAUGUGGCCAGCAUACAGACAGGGAGCUCCUUCGUACAAGCACACUUCCACAGAGAGAUCUCAUUCUUGGAGCUGACUUUUAGAAGCAGAUCUUUUCUUUAUAGGCAGGUGCGGAGGAUGACGGGUGCCUUGGUGGCUGUGGGCCAGGGACGGAUCUCUGUGCCACAGCUGCAGGAGAUUUUGGAGGCUCGGGACUCUCUUGCUUACCCAUAUCACAUGCUCGCUCCGGCCCGAGGCCUCUUCCUCACCAGGGUGGAGUACAGAGAGACAGACCUGCAGCUUUCACAGCAGACGUCAGAGGAGUAAAUUAUUUCCAGUGGAAACUCAGAGGAUUAACUCUUCAUUCAUUCAUGUUGAUUAACUGUAUUUCCCUAAACCUUUUGCACUGUUCGUAUUAAAGUUUUGUAUUUAUGUGUAUAUUCCUUUUUUUUUUACUUCCAACAGAAGAUGGCAGUCUCACUUUGAAUGCUCAUAAUUAACUGUGCAGCCAAAAUAUAGACACUCAGACCCUUAAGGACAAAAAUGUCCCCACUGAAACCACUUUUUUUUUAUCCUACAACCAUUGCAGCAUAAAAUUAAUCAUUCUGUUAUGUCAAGCUUUCGAUUUGAAGUCCUGGGUUCAAAUUUGUCAUUUUAAUUCUUUUUUUUUUUUUUUUUUACCAGAUUGAUACAUUUUUUCAUGUUUUCCCUAUGGGACAAAUACAUGUUAUUUUCCUUUUUGCAAUGGGGUUAUUGCUGCUGUAUUAAGGAGCACCACUGAGUCUGAUGCAAUACAUCAAAAUAUCUGUUGUUAAUCAUUGAAAUAUCCCAGACCAAAAAAAAAUUCCCCUGGCAUUUAGUA